AUGGUCCCACAGGUCACAACCCAGCYACCAGUGGAUUUCUACCCCAUGCAGGGUCUGCGGGAGCCAGAGCAGAGCCAGCAGAAGCCACCUCAGGGCCUGGGGCGACUCAGAGCCACCAUAAAAGCCAGCUCAACUCCAGGCUCUCUCAUUCACUUCUCCUGCUUCCUUUUCCUUGGGACCCAGGUGCAUCUGCAGCCUCAAGCCAUGUCCUGCAACACCCAGUGCCGUCCCUGCCAGCCCUGCGGCCCCACCCCGCUGGCCAACAGCUGCAAUGAGUGCUGUGUCCGMCAGUGCCAGGACUCCACCGUGGCCAUCCAGCCCUCACCCGUGGUGGUGACCCUGCCUGGCCCCAUCCUCAGCUCCUUCCCUCAGAACACCGUGGUGGGAUCCUCCACCUCGGCUGCUGUUGGCAACAUCCUCAGCUGUGAUGGAGUGCCCAUCAACUCUGGKGGCUUUGACCUCUCCUGCAUCACCAGCCGCUAUGGCAGAAGGUGUCCUCCAUGCUAAAGACACUGGUGCAGCCCUCACAAGGACCCCCAGGAACCCAGAAGCUGCUGCUGGACUGAGGACAGAGCUUCUGGCCAUUGAAUUCAGAGAUGCUGAGCAACCAAUGCUGCCCUUCUGAAGGAGGGCAGGUGGGGCUCUCUGAAACCAUGGCCAAUGUUUGCUUUCCCUGCCUUUCUCUCCUGCCUCUCUCUUGUCUUCCAUACUUCUGGAUUGUAACUUUUGCAGCCUCCCUGGGGGAUCUGCUGACCCCUGCCCGCUGUGGGGUGCCCUGUGGGAUCUCCMGUGUCAGUGAUGGGCACAAGCUUUUAGCAGUUGCCUGUGGUGUCCCGCCACCACCAGCUGUCAGUUCCUCUGUAAGGGAACUAGUUUUCUGCUUCAAUGACAAUAAAGCUUUCUGCAUCUCA
Molecule: messenger RNA, 911 nt
Organism: Malurus melanocephalus (red-backed fairy wren)
Lineage: Eukaryota; Metazoa; Chordata; Aves; Passeriformes; Maluridae
Product: feather keratin Cos1-2-like
Exons: 3
Coding region: 1-507 (168 amino acids)
Cellular component (GO): intermediate filament
Molecular function (GO): structural constituent of cytoskeleton
Source: RefSeq, a predicted model, not a curated record